Messenger RNA from Calidris pugnax (ruff), 1380 nucleotides. Its product is annotated as ly6/PLAUR domain-containing protein 1-like. The transcript has 4 exons. NCBI's taxonomy places the organism in Eukaryota, Metazoa, Chordata, Aves, Charadriiformes, Scolopacidae. The coding region runs from base 780 to 1193 and encodes 137 amino acids. The record is from RefSeq and is a predicted model, not a curated record.
GGAUUUGCGGGCGAAACCCGUCUAAUCUGCGCAGGGUUGAGCCGUCUUUCUGGGUAUCCCGAAGGUUUAAGCGGGAACGCGUUUGUACCGGGGGAAUUUGCUAAUCCCAUUUUUCUCAGGCGGGGGAGGAGGGCCCUUUCCUACCGCCUUCCUGCUGCCCCCGGGCGGAUAAAUCUCUCGGAAGGGCAGCCGAGCUAAUGACAAGUUAAAAAGAAACGUACGCUGGUUCCAGAUGUGGAAGCAGUUGCAGAGCACAAUAUGUCACAGAAAGCCGGUGGGUCCGUUCGUGAAGAUGAGGCAGCUCAGAGAUGAAAAAGAGGAGGGGAAAAUAAAUAAUAAAAAAAAACAAAGUAAAAGCACACAUCUCCCCAAACCCCUUCUGCCUAAUCCAACUGAAUUAGAGGAUUUCGAAGUGGAUUUAAAACUAAAUCUUGAUUAGGGAGAAUUUCUCUCCAAGAGCUGCUGCACGGUGGUAUUAAUGGGAAGUGAUCGUGGACAGAGGAAAUAGGACAGAAAUAACCGAGGGUAGCACAUACGCACUCACGUCUGUGCAGGAACGGAGGGAGCCGGCGAAUUUCUCAGGAGGAAAAGGGAGAAAUUAAGCAUCGACGUCGCCAGACUGGGGGCCACGGGGGGCAGCCAGAUCCCUGCUGCACCCCGAGUUCUGGGGGAGGGUUUGGCAGGUGAGAAUCAAGCGAGGUGCACGGCCUGAGGGGUGGAAGAGCUGGAGGAGAGGUGGUGUCUGCCCCAGACGCUGGUGUUCCGUCCUCCGAGCCCCCAUGCUCUCAGGACACAUGCCUGGAGGUGCCCAUGGGAUCCUCUCGCUGUUGACCGUCGUCUUCGUCCUCCCAGAGGUGUCCGGACUCCAGUGUUAUGGCUGCAACAUUAUCGUUGGCACCAAAAACGUGGACAUGGGGUGCUCCAACCCAGAGGUGAUCACCUGCUCCCACUCCCACCAGGGCUUCAAACACCGGUUCUGCAUUAAGACAGAGAGUGUGGUCCUGGGCAUCCUGCUGACCAGCGGCUGUGCCACCUCCCGUCACUGCCAGCAGCAGGAGCUGCCGGGGGUCCGCAUCCACUGCUGCGACACAGACCUCUGCAACGGCUCCCCCCAAGCCCCCCGGCCACCCCCUGGCCUCGCUGGUGGCCACCUCCUGCUGCCCUGCAUCCUCGCUGCGCUGCUCCUCUCCUGAGCCCCCCAUGACUGGGGCGAGGGGGGAAAGGGACCCUCGGGGGGGAGGCUGGGACAGGGAUGUCCCCAUCCUUGCUCUUACAGGUGGGCAGGAUGCCCUCCUCUCCCUUCUCCUCAAUAAAAGGUGCCCUGGAAAGGUCUCAGUGAUGCCCUGGAAAGGUUUCAGUGAUGCCCUGGUGGUGGGACUG